AAUAACCUGCAUGCCAGUAUUUGCCCUCUGGACCCCGGGACAGUUUACCAGCACACACCCACGUCCACACACACUGCUGCUCCUCGUCCCACCAUCGACACCUCAGGGAGUCGGCAGACCACCCGUGGGCUGAGGAAGUGCUCUCUGGGAGGCCGGGUGUCUGAUGCACUGAAGGAUGUCCGUGUUGUGGAACGCCAUGGCGGGUGGAGUGCUGCUGGCUGUGAGCCUGGUGGUGCUGCUGAGGGGAGCUGAGGGCCACGGAGAGGGUAAGAGAGAAGUCUCAGGCGGAGCGACCGUCUACCUCGGCCAGGACAGAGACAUCUGGAGGCCGCUGAUCCACACCACAGUCAACCUCAGUGAGAUCAGGAGCAUCAAGUCGUCCUUUCAGUUACGGACGUUUGACCCAGAAGGCGCCGUCUUCUACGGAGACACCAAGAGCGGGGCGGACUGGUUCGUCUUGUCCCUGAAGGACGGCGUCCCCCUGAUGCAGAUCAGCAGAGCAGACGUCCUGGUCAGCGUGGCGGGCGGUCCCAAGAUCAACGACGGACAAUGGCACACGGUGUCGGUGAGCAACCAGGAGAACUUUGUGGUUCUGGAGGUGGACGGCUCCGACCGGCUGGUGGUGGGCAUGCAGUCCAAACAGAAGAUGGAAGUCAUUUCAGGUGAACUCCGACUGGCUGUUGGCGGGAUCCUGAUCGACAAGGAGAAGCUGAUUGUUCCGUUUGAGCCGCAGAUGGACGGCUGUGUGCGUGAAGGCAGCUGGCUGAACCUCAGCCUCCCCUGGGAGACCGAGGCGGAGGAGCUCUGGCCCUGCUACCAAAACAUCCACCCUGGCAGCUUCUUCCCUGGCACUGGAUUUGCCAUUUUCAACACCUCAGUUUUCCUUGUUGAUGCAGAUGAACAGCUUAAUAUAGAAUUUAGGGGAGAUUUCACCAAAGUCGACGGGACCAUUUUCAGCAUGAAGGCCCCUGGACAAAAGUUUAUGUUCCUUUUAGUGGCCAAUAAUGAGACAAAGGAGGUCACGUUCACUUUUGACAAAGAAAGAUUCACUAUGAAUAACAUAGUGAGGAGGCUGGUGUUGACCUUUGAGAUGGAUUCAAUGCAAAUUCGUGAAGAAGAAGAUGAAUUAACGGGCUCAGUGUCUGUGGUUCCUGUCACCCACCCCGACUUUUCCACCACGUGGAGAAAUGGUCUUCUCUCCUUUGGAAGUCUCCUCGGUGAGGGUGAGGGUGACGUUGGCUCCCAGUUCUUGACAGGCUGUCUGGGGAGCGUCCAGGUUCAGGGGAAGGAUUUGGAUCUGGAUUUAGCUCUCAAACACGUGUCAGUCUCCUCUCACAGCUGCCCUGCAUAGACCGGAAACGUAUGCAUGUCUGAUAUGGGGACUAAGUGUUUGCAGAGGAUGUCUAUGAAAAAAAUCUGUACCAGUUGACCUCCAAAAUGUGGAGAAUUUACAAUAAAAUAUGAAUAUGUUG
Messenger RNA from Centropristis striata (black sea bass), 1472 nucleotides. RefSeq names its product sex hormone-binding globulin (gene shbg). The transcript is spliced from 8 exons. Bases 176 to 1351 code for a protein of 391 amino acids. The record is from RefSeq and is a predicted model, not a curated record. Lineage: Eukaryota; Metazoa; Chordata; Actinopteri; Perciformes; Serranidae. Gene Ontology annotation, molecular function: steroid binding.